Molecule: messenger RNA, 1116 nt
Organism: Pseudovirgaria hyperparasitica
Lineage: Eukaryota; Fungi; Ascomycota; Dothideomycetes; Acrospermales; Acrospermaceae
Exons: 1
Coding region: 1-1116 (371 amino acids)
Cellular component (GO): endoplasmic reticulum lumen
Molecular function (GO): protein N-acetylglucosaminyltransferase activity
Source: RefSeq, a predicted model, not a curated record
AUGUGCUCGACGCAGAACGUUGGUUCGACCUUUGCGUGCCACGACGUAGGGAUCACUCACGGUCGCCGGGAUGCAUUUUGCGUGGUUGAAGGCGCAAGAUUCGACGCAACGACCUCACGCUUCGACCUCGACUGUACACCAGACGCUCUCUCGAGACUACCGACAUAUAUGUACGAUACAGGAGUUCCAAAUGUGCUGAGAGAGACAUUUCGCAUCGGCACGCCAGAGCAAAAAGAGCAGCAGAUAUCCAGCCAGCGCGGAGGCACAGUCGUUCUUGUUAAGCGUGAGCUACCAGGGAAUCUCUGGCACUCGUUAUUAGAGAUUUGGUCAUUCUGGCUGACUAUGGACACGCUCGGCUUCGAGGCUUUUGCGCAGUCAAAUGAUGUGCAGGUCGUUUUUGUCGAUUCACAUAUCAAGAUGGAACCAUAUGCAGAUCUGUGGACUGUGUUCAGCGGUGGAAAGAAGCCGCUGCGAAUGGAAGAAUAUGCGAAUAUGAAUGUUGAGAAGAGGGGGUAUUUUAAGCAGGUGGUGAUUCCACUGUCUGGAGGAAGCAAUCCGAUCUGGCAAGGUGACUGGGAGAAGCUCAACUGUUGGCAGUCGGAGCUAGUCAAGACGUUCAGUGAUCGUGUCCUCAAGACUUUCGAGGUUGUGGAUAAGGCAAUCACCGAUCACAACGUCAGGAUCACCUUCCUGGAUCGCAAAGGCAAUAGACGAUUUGUUCACCAAGAUCAACUACUCGCUGGAAUCGCGCAGAAAUACCCAGAUGCAACGAUCGAUACUGUGGACUUUACCGAAAUGUCUUUUGGAGAGCAGUUGGAAGUCAUCAGCAAUACGACAGUGCUCAUUGGUGUCCAUGGAGCUGGUAUGACGCAUAGUAUCUUCAUGCCGGAAGGCUCGACCAUUAUCGAUAUCAUGCCGCCGGGUCUGCAAUGUAAAGGAUUCGAGAAUAUCGCCGGUCUAAAACAUAUUGGAUACUUUAAGAUACAAGGCGGAGGAGAAGAGAAGUCUGGCGCGAGUUUCAAGAGUCCUAGUUGGCAGUCGGAUGAUGUCGAGGUACAUGAAUCAGACUUCGUGAGCACCUUUCAGCACGUGAUGAAGACCUACGGCAAAACGUAA